UUUCUGUUCAUGGCUCCACGAAAAUCACUCAUUUUCUCUAUGAUUCAAAAUUCAUUCUUUCUGCGGACAUGUGUUGGCGACGAUUUUGAUUUAGGAUUUCGCAAAGCUUCGAAAGCAGUCGUUUGGAGUGGAAAACAGUCGAACGACAUAUUAUGCUCUUAUCAUUUGCGCUGUUCAUCGUAAUUCUGUUUUGCUCCUAACUGGAUCUCCUUUUCAUGGCAAACUCUUAAGUUGUUCUUCAGCGCAUAAUUAGCCUGCAUUCUGCAGAUCCAUCGCAGAAUGGUCGAAGGUUAUGUGUGCUGCGUUCUGCAGUGUCCGUUGUCAGAGCCAUCGCGUUCGAUGCGUAGCGUGUGUUUCUUCUCUUUCCCGCAUCCCAGCGAUCCGCGCUAUCCUGCCUGGAUUGAGCGCACCCUCCGUCCAAAAGACUGGAUUCCUUCCACCACCAGCAAGAUCUGCAGCAGGCACUUUCGCUCGUCUGACAUUCUCGCCGUGCCGUCAGCUGAGGACUGCGAGAAGACGGAGAAGCGUCUUAAACACGACGCGCUGCCGUGUAUCCUGUACAGCGUGCAACCGCCCGUGGAGUCUGUUCCGCGACCAGACAGCCCGGAAAUCGGAUUCUCAAGUGUCUUGCCACUGCAUCGCCCAAUCGAAUGUGUCUCUCGUCCAGACAGCCCGGAAAUUGGUGUCGGCAGCACGAAAAAGCGUAGCGCGGAAAGUCGCUCUCCGAACCUGGAAGCUCCCCUCCCGAAGGCAGCUCGUGUCGAUUACGAGAUGGCUGCGGCUGUUGCUCCUCUUUCUGACUGUCCGAAUCAAGCUGAGAACGUUGGAAAAGUUGCGUUGCUUGUUGAUGUUGCCGCCGGGAACGUGGAUACGUUGCAGAUUUGCUGCGUUCCUGGUUGUUCAGUUACGUCGCGGAACGCAUCCAAAACCGGGGACACGCUGUUUCCCUUCCUGCUGCCCGAGCACAAACUGUACGAGGCCUGGGUCCAGCGAAUCCGCUGCUCAACGUCCUGGCACCCGCUGCCGCCCUCCUUCAUCUGCAGCCAGCAUUUCGGCCAUGCUGAUUUGCUUGGCUACCGUGCAGAAAGCGGAAAAGCGCCGUUUAUCAUCCGGUUGAAGGCUGAUGCGUUGCCCUGUCGGUUAGCUUGUGCUAGUGCUUUCCAUUAUUCAGGGUUACGUGGCGGAGAGGUUAAGAAUGCGGUGAACGUCGCCGGGAUGCAGACAUGCUUGUUGUGCGGUGCCAAACGGAAAGGCUGGACUAAGCCCUCGGAAAUGCUGAUGUUUUACCCUUUCCCGACGGAUACCCAUCUCAAGGCCAAGUGGACAAAAUUUUUCUCGGACCUGGGCCGACAUGAACCGGUGACGGAGCAGUCGCUCUUGUGUCAGAAUCAUUUUGCUCCGGAGGACUUUGAGACGGACGCGACACUGAAGGCCAGUGCUGUUCCGUCGCGUAUGAUGCCUUUCGGGGUUCCUUCCAAACGAAAGCAAACGGAAAAACAGGAAAAACAGCCGCUAAUGGAGAGUCGCCCGGUGUGCUGCGUGCCGGGAUGUCACGUUCCUCCCGCGGAAUUGGGCUCGGGUAGGAUCAGGUACUUCCCUUUCCCCGUGGCCAAAACGCGGCGGGAUGAGUGGAUCCGCAGCAUGCGCUGUGCCGUGUCCUGGGCGCCCCGUGCCGGACACGAUUUGGUGUGCAGCCGACACUUUGGCGCACAAGAUUUCUCGGUCAGGAAGCCGCGCCUGACUCAACCAAGUCUUAGGCCGAAUGCAACGCCCUCACGGCUGGAAUGCGUGGAGAAAUUUCGAACUCCGAUCAACCCACACCUUCCCCAUAAAGGCGUGCAGUAUUGCUGUGUAUGCGGAUGGUGGCGAUCGCCGGAGCCGUGCAAGCGGUCGGAAAAGCUGACAUUUUUUCCCUUCCCCAAACCGACUGCGCUGCACAGUCUGUGGUUGACGGUGUGCCGAAAACUGAAUCCGGAUUUUGUCCUUUCUGACAGAUUGAUGGUGUGUGAAAAUCACUUUAAUCCGGAGGAAUUGAUGGUGGUCGUACCUCGAAGGGGAGGAAAAUCUGUAAUCACGUUAAAAGCCACUGCGGUGCCGUCAAGGAAAUCCUUUGACCUUUAUAGAAUCGACAAUAAUGUGAGCACUGUAUUGGUGGAGCAGUCUGUCAAUGAUAAUGCUGCUGAUGAAUGUUCUGCACCGGAUGCCGGGCUUCCAUUAGAAUCUUCUGAUGAGUAUAUGGAGAUUGCCAAAACAGCUGGAACGAUCCAGGAGCAUAUGGACGCGGGUAUAAACGAAAAUGUCCCGUUGGAAAGUUGUUCGGAACCGGUGUCUACUGCUCGUAUCUCAUCUUUCCUGUCCAAUCCUGACAUUGCAUCUCACAACGGUCUUCCGGGAGAUGAAGAUUCUGUGGCUACCGCGCUUGUCACAUCGGCGUUACCAGAAGUUGCGGCGCUCCCUCGAACGCGCGCCGGAAAUGCCGUUAGGACUGCACUGGCGAUACCUGAGCCGGAUGACGCCUUACUAUAUUGCGAAUCCUGUUUCAAAGUGAUGCAAACGCCCUGUUGGAUACAUUCGGAGAGCAUCCCUGAUGAACCGGUCAUACCGUUAGCUGUCGGUAGUUUACCGAAAGUUCUGUAUAUGGACGUUUGUGAUGAAUCGCCGACCGGAAAGACUGUGUUUGUGAAAGAAAUGCUGGAGCGGCACACAGUAUUCGGCCCGUUGAUCGCUCCAAGCGUGUGGAGCGACGAAGAGAAAGCUCGAUACGUGGAUGUUUCCGAUUUGGGCGAGGACGUCAAGCGGAAGCAGUACCAGCUGGAUUCGGAUUACGCCUGCAACUGGAUGAAGCACGUGCGACUGGCGGACAGCGUGGAAGCGAGCAAUCUGCUGGUGUUCGCGCGCGGAUGCGAGAUCGUCUUCGUCUCAAACAGAACCAUCUCCCCGCACGAAGAACUGCGGGUGUGGUAUUCCAGACAGUAUCUGGAUCUCAUCACUCCUGCAAUCAUUCAUAACAUGGGUUCGGAAGGCGUAGCAACCGGCACUGAUGCAAUGGGAGGAAUGCUAGACGGCGCUAUUAAGGAAGAAUCGUUGCCUGAUCACUGGGAUGAAGAAAUGCUGGAUGAUGCAUCCUUACAGGAACACAUCGGUACUUUGACACCGACUCCGGAUCCUGAUUGUGAUUUUGUGACACCGGGCGCAUCUGGAGGAGAUCUUAAAGGUUGCGGGGAUAUUUAUGAAGACCUGUUCGGUAUCCCUUCAGACGAAGAAAUCGUUAAUGAACCGGCUCUGCCGAAUGGCAUUUCCUCUUCUUCUAAGAAUACCACUACGCUGUCGAUGAAAGUGAGACCACACAAGAACUGGCCACCUCCUCCGAGAAAAGGUCACGGCCGUGCUCGGAAGAAAUGGCCGCCUGUUUCGAAACGUGAUCACGUUCGCAUGCCUGCUGCGCAGUCGACCGGCCAGGUGCUGUACAACUUAUACACUUGCCACGAGUGCGGUCUCCGGUUUUCGAAUAAGGCCGUCCUGGAAAUUCACAAACUCAGUUAUCAACCGGCCACUGCAGCCGACACUCAGCCCAGUGUGCACGAAUGUCCUGGAUGCGACGCCAGAUUCGAUUAUUUACGUGAUCUGAUACAGCAUGUUGAUUUACACGGGGAAUUAACACGCCGGUGUCCACUGUGUGAUCAGCGAUGUACUGUACUGAAGGAUCACAUCCGGCGAUAUCAUGCGAAAUUCUACGCCGCCGAAAAAAAGAAGGAGAAUGGGACUGAAGCCACUCAAUCAAUGCGGCAGGCAUUCACUGACAGUGUCACUUGCAGCGAAUGCGGUCUGCAAUUCGCUUCGACUCUGUUGUGCGCUGUUCAUAAAAUGAAACACAACAGCGAUGCGAUCCCCUACUAUGAGGGGGAUCCCUCUUGCGCCUUUCCCAACCUGUGCAUUCUACGAAAAUGCCCACCUUGCGGGAAGACAUUCGCUGAAUUCGAGCAGCUGGUGAAGCAUGUCGCGGAGCACGGGAAAUUGACGCAAAAAUGUCCGGCCUGUCAGCAGUGGUUUGUGUCCUUGGAGGAGCAUUUCAGCCGCGAUCACCCUGGGCUUUCUCUCAGGGAUUACGAUGAUCAACCGCGAAACCAGGCUGCGGUCACUUCCGAUGCGGCGUUUCACUGUCGCCAGUGUGAGAAGAGAUUUCGGAUAUCCGAUCAUCUGAAAAUCCAUAAAAUCAAGAUCCAUAAUAAGGAGGCCUUGACGUGUGAUCAGUGUGGCCGACGCUUCAGUUUAGCUGUGUUGUGCCGAUUGCAUAAGAUGCAACACGGAGACAGUAAAUCACUCGACUACUUCCGGAACAGUCGAGCCUGUGUGCAGUGUGGCGAAAAGUUUGCGGAACUAGAAGAAUUGAUGGUUCACAUCGAGGUCCAUGGAGUUGCGACGGAGAAGUGCCCAAUGUGCGGUAAACGCUUUGCGCCACGGGAUGUGGAGGCGCACAUCCGCCAAGUCCAUGGAAUAAGGCGCAAUCGCUCUAGUCAAACACUAGCACAAACGGUGGUGCCUGUGCGCGAAACGACAUUACCGCGGCGUCCUUCCACCGCCGACAUUUGUGCGGGUGAUCAGGAAACGAACAACUUUCACUGUUCAGCUUGCAAUAAAAAAUUUCCAUCGCCGACGGGUUUGCAAGCACACGAACAGACCCAUCAGCCAAGAACGCCGGUGUACGACAGUCUAACCUGCGACGAAUGUGGUCUGCGAUUUCGAUCGUAUAUGGUCAGCCGCCUGCACCGCCUGAAGCACACUCCGGACCCGAAUGACGCGGCUAUGGGCAAUGACGUAACCUGUCCGAAAUGCGGUGACACCUUUGACAAUUGUGCAGGACUGCUCGAUCACGUGGAAGAACAUGGGCGACCGACGGAGAAAUGCCGCGUUUGUUGUCAGUGGUUCGACAAUCUGGCUGAACAUCUGCGGCGUGGACAGUGCGGAUCAUCUUUGCAGCUGGAAUGUUUCAGUAGCGAUAAUGGCGACACUGCUUUGUUGGGAUCAUCUAGCAGGGUGAAUUCAAACGGCAGCAGACACUGUCGGUGUCAGGACUGCGGGCAGGAGUUUGAACAUCCCUCGGCGCUGUCCGAGCAUCAGUCGAAACACCUGAAUCUGACGUUCAUUAACAGCUUCACUUGCGACGAAUGCGGAAUGCGAUUCACAACGGAAGCGCUCCAUGGCUUGCAUGUAUUGAAACACAGAAACGCCGAUAGUAGUGGAUCACGGAAGCGCCGCGAACAGGGCACGCAGCGAUGUCCCCAUUGUAACAAACCGUUCGAUAAGUUGCAAAAGCUGGUGGAUCAUGUGGACAAGCAUGGGAGGACGACGGAUAAAUGUUCGCCGUGUAAUCGUUGGUUCGGCCACCUACCCGGCCACAUGCGACGCCAUCACACAGGAUUACUGUCCGUCGUGUCCGACAGUGUGAAUGCGCAGAAGCAGUCGGAUCAAAGCAACGGCGAGAUCAGCAACAAGUGUCUGUGUGGCAUUUGCGGGGCUGUGUUUGUGACAGGAACUUGUUGGCGGUGCAUGCCAGAGAACACACCGGCUACGUCGGAAUGACUGCGACUGUUGGCUGCGAUAUGGAGAAGCAUGUUGAAGAUUGUCGGGAAUCCUCGCCAGAGAUAUUGGAGUCAUCGCUGUAGGACACAAGAAAACUGCGGCGCCUCAUGACGUCAAGGGUUUGACUGGAUCGGACCAGAGUAGCUGCACAGAGUUGUUGUACAUUCCGGACUGUGAUGCAUUCAGCGGAACUUCCGCGCCUUCUUGAGUCGGUGUGCUGGCGUCGUUUUUACUCAUUUCGUGUCGGCUAUUGCUGUAAUUACAUUGUGACCAAAGAAUCUGUUGCACAGGUUUAUUUAGAAUGGGGAUUUUUCUGUUUACUGUUUCGUAACUGUACAGUAUUUUGUUGAUGUCUUUUAUCACAGCAGCCUCAGAGAUAUUGAAUGACCGCGUUACUGUGACAUCGGUUUAGCUUGCAGAAUGCAAAAGGCAAUUUUGUGAUUGUCAAUGUUCGCGAUAAAACCGUGCUUAUUAUUUUUACAGUAAUAAAUCAUCGUUAUGUGA
Messenger RNA from Paramacrobiotus metropolitanus, 6084 nucleotides. RefSeq lists its product as uncharacterized. Gene Ontology annotation, molecular function: RNA polymerase II cis-regulatory region sequence-specific DNA binding; protein binding; DNA-binding transcription factor activity, RNA polymerase II-specific. NCBI's taxonomy places the organism in Eukaryota, Metazoa, Tardigrada, Eutardigrada, Parachela, Macrobiotidae. The record is from RefSeq and is a predicted model, not a curated record. Bases 280 to 5580 code for a protein of 1766 amino acids. The transcript is spliced from 14 exons. Gene Ontology annotation, biological process: regulation of DNA-templated transcription.